Molecule: messenger RNA, 2603 nt
Organism: Bombina bombina (fire-bellied toad)
Lineage: Eukaryota; Metazoa; Chordata; Amphibia; Anura; Bombinatoridae
Exons: 2
Coding region: 12-1124 (370 amino acids)
Source: RefSeq, a predicted model, not a curated record
CACUGGGUGUCAUGGGCAGGUUGGACUGCAGUGGGUGUCAUGGGCAGGCUGGAAUGCAGUGGGUGUCAUGGGCAGGUUGGACUGCAGUGGGUGUCAUGGGCAGGUUGGGCUGCAGUGGGUGUCAUAGGCAGGGUUGGACUGCAGUGGGUGUCAUGGGUAGGUUGGACUGCUGUGGGUGUCAUUGGCAGUUUUGGACUGCAGUGGGUGCAUGGAGAGGUUGGACUGUAGUGGGUGUCAUGAGCUGGGUUGAACUGUUUCUAGUGUCAUGGGGAGGGCUGGACUGUUGCUGGUGUCAUGGGGAGGGUUGGACUGCAGUGUGUGUCAUGGGCAGGUUGGACUUCUGUGGGUGUUAUGGACAGGUUGGACUGCAGUGGGUGUCAUGGGCAGGUUGGACUGCAGUGGGUGUCCUGGGCAGGUUGGACUGCAGUGGGCGUCAUUGGCAGGGUUGGACUGCAGUGGGUGUCAUGGGCAGGUUGGACUGCAGUGGGUGUCAUGGGCAGGUUGGACUGCAGUGGGUGUCAUUGGCAGGAUUGGACCGCAGCGGGUGUCAUGGGCAGGUUGGACUGCAGUGGGUGUCAUUGGCAGGGUUAGAAUGCAUGGGGUGUCAUGGGCAGGUUGGACUGCAGUCAGUGUCAUGGGCUGGUUGGACUGCAGUGGGUGUCAUGGGCAGGUUGGACUGCUGUGGGUGUCAUUGGCAGUUUUGGACUGCAGUGGGUGCAUGGACAGGUUGGACUGUAGUGGGUGUCAUGAGCAGGGUUGGACUGUUUCUAGUGUCCUGGGGAGGGCUAGGCUGUUGCUGGUGUCAUGGGGAGGGUUGGACUGGAGUCUGUGUCAUGGGGAGGGUUGGACUGCAGUGUGUGUCAUGGGCAGGUUGGACUGCUGUGGGUGUUAUGGACAGUUUGGACUGCAGUGGGUGUAAUGGGCAGGUUGGACUGCAGUGGGUGUCAUGGGCAGGUUGGACUGCAGUGGGUGUCAUGGGCAGGUUGGACUGCAGUGGGCGUCAUUGGCAGGGUUGGACUGCAGUGGGUGUCAUUGGCAGGUUGGACUGCAGUGGGUGUCAUGGGCAGGUUGGACUGCAGUGGGUGUCAUGGGCAGGGUUGGACUGCAGUGGGUGUCAUGGGUAGGUUGGACUGCUGUGGGUGUCAUUGGCAGUGUUGGACUGCAGUGGGUAUCAUGGACAGUUUGGACUGUAGUGGGUGUCAUGAGCAGGGUUGGACUGUUUCUAGUGUCAUGGGGAGGGCUAGACUGUUGCUGGUGUCAUGGGGAGGGUUGGACUGCAGUGUGUGUCAUGGGGAGGGUUGGACUGCAGUGUGUGUCAUGGGCAGGUUGGACUGCUGUGGGUGUUAUGGACAAUAUAAAACAUGACUGUUGCCUGGUUAUAUCAACAUUUAAGAAUAAUGCUCAAAUCAUUUGUACAUAACUAAACAUGAACAUACAAAUAUUGAUGUAUAAUCGCCAGUAAAUGUUUGGAAGCUUUAGAAAAGUUAAUUAUAAAUUGACACAAAAUUAUAUGAAAGUGGUAAUUGCACAGAUCAUUCAGUGAUGCUGCUGGUUAAAGGGUGCAAAUGUUAAAACUAGAAUGCACAUGAAUGUGUUUGGUUUUAAAUACACAUGUAUUACCAGAAACAUCUUAGGCAGUCAAUACUAAAUUAAUUUGCCAUAUUUUACUCUUGCUUUGAUGAUAUAUAUUUUGCUUUUAUGUAGAUGUGCAGAAAUUUUCAUGAAUAAACCAUUUAAUGGUCUGUUUCAUAUAGUUAUUUGCUUGUCUGACCAAUCUAAGUGUUAGAUAACCUGUUAUAUCCUGUUGAGUUUCUAAUGUCUGCAAACUAACGCGGAGAAAACCACCUCAGCUGAAUGCAAAGUUUCCACACAACACACUUCUUAGUAUAUAAAUAGGGCCUACAAUAGUUCUACUACAGUAUGCUCACCCAAGGUGCACCUCACUUUGUAUCGAUCUUCAGCACAGGGGCAGAACUACCAUUGGUGCAGCAGGUGCAGUGGCAUCAGGGCCCAAGUACUUGGGGGCCUAUAGCAGCCAGUUUAUAAAUAGGCAUGUGCAGAAUGUGUACAAUCCAAAUGCAGUGGAGCCUUUUAUUAGUGAAGUUUGCAGAUCUGUCUAUGGGGUCAAUUUAUCAAAUGCCGGGCGGACAUGAUUUGCUGCAGCGAAUCAUGUCCACCCAGCAUCGCUAAAUGCCGACAGCGUAUAACAUUCCACAAGCAUUUUUUGUGAAAUGCUUGAAGUCUGCCACCUAAAAGGUGGCGGACAAGUUAAAGGGACCAUAGAAUUGUUAUUGUUUUAAAAGAUAGAUAAUCCCUUUAUUACUUAUUCCCCAGUUUUGCAUAACCAACACAGUUAUAUUAAUAUACUUUUUACCUCUGUGAUUACCUUGUAUCUAGGAACCUUCUUCCAGCCCACUGAUCACAUGACUGUGACUGUUUAUUAUCUAUUGUCUUAAAUUUAGCAUCGUUUUGUGCUAAAUUUUAAAUAACCCCCUGUGCCUGAACACAGUGUAAUCUAUAUGGCCCACGUGUACUUUCUGUCUCUUUGUGUUGAAAAGAGAUUUAAAAAGCCUGUGAUAAGAGGCAGCCCUCAAAGGCUUAGA